AUGGCCGACCAAAAGCCCAUCAGCGAGUCGUUCCCCAAGGACAAGGAGAUGGCUACGGCUCACGAGGAGACGGCCGUUGCGCCGGGGGCCAUCGCCUCCGAGGCCAAGCAGGCGGCCGAUGCCGAGCAGAACAUGACCGUCCUGCAGGCCAUCAAGGCAUAUCCCAAGGCCAUCGCCUGGUCUGUUCUGCUGUCGAGCACCCUUAUCAUGGAGGGCUACGAUCUUGCGCUGCUCGGAAACCUCUACGGCAACUCGCACUUUACCAAGUACUUUGGCGAAUUCCACGAGGCCAGCGGCAAAUACGUCAUCUCUGCCGCCUGGCAGUCGGGCCUCUCCAACGGUGCCCGCGCCGGUGAGGUCUUUGGCCUCAUCAUUGCCGGCUGGAUGACCGAUCGCUGGGGCUACCGCUAUACCACCAUGGCCAACCUCGCGGCCAUGAUCGCCUUCAUCUUCAUCCUCUUCUUCGCGCCCAACGUCCAGGUUCUCGUCGUCGGCCAGAUUCUCUGCGGUAUCCCCUGGGGCGCCUUCCAGUCGGUGACGCCGGCCUAUGCCAGUGAGGUGGCGCCGGUCAUUCUGCGGCCGUUCUGCACGACCUUUAUCAAUGCUUGCUGGGUCAUCGGCCAGCUUCUCAGCUCUGGUAUUUGCCGCGCGACCAUCAACAGGCCAGACAACUGGAGCUGGCGUGUUCCUUACGCCGUCCAGUGGGUUUGGCCUAUCCCCAUCCUCAUUGGCCUGAUCUUUGCUCCCGAAUCACCAUGGUGGCUCGUCCGUCACAACAGGAGAGAAGAGGCCCGCCACUCUCUUGUGCGCCUCACGAAGCGCGAUCAGCCCAGCGUCAAUGUCGAAAACACGCUCGCCAUGAUCGAGUACACCAACGCCCGCGAGGCCGAGCUCAGCGAGGGCACAUCGUACCGCGACUGCUUCCGGGGCACCGAUCUUCGCCGCACAGAAAUUGUCGUCAUUCUCUGGAUCGUUCAGACGCUGGGAGGCCAGAACCUAAUGGGGUACUUCACCUUCGUGAUGGUGCAGGCCGGUCUGGAUCCCACGAACUCCCUCAACCUGUCCAUCGCCAACUCCGGCCUCGGUCUCGUCGGCGUCAUCGGCUCGUGGUUCUUGAUGUCCUACGUCGGAAGGCGCAAGAUCCACUUUUCCGGACUCGUCUGCCAGUUCACCAUCCUGAUCGUCGUCGGUUCUUUGUACUUUGGCCGCAACAACGCCUCGCUGUGGGCCACGGCGUGGCUUCCUCAUCCUCUUCACCUUUGUACCAAGACGAUCGUCCUGGCGCGCGCGGCCUACAACACGUCCAACAUUUUCGUCAACGUCAUGACCAACUACCAGCUUUCGAGCGCCGCCUGGAACUGGUCGACGCGCGCUGCUUUCUUCUGGGCCGGCACGUGCUUCUGCUGCGUCAUCUGGGUCUACUUCCGUCUGCCCGAGCCCAAGGGACGCACCUAUGCCGAGUUGGACAUGCUGUUUGAGCAGGGUGUGUCGGCGAGGAAGUUUGCAAAGACCAAGGUCGAUGCUUAUUCUGACACGAACGUCCUGGCGAAGAAAUCGUUGGAUGGGGCUUAUUAA
This is a messenger RNA of Verticillium dahliae VdLs.17, 1575 nucleotides long. RefSeq names its product maltose permease MAL31. Gene Ontology annotation, molecular function: carbohydrate:proton symporter activity. The record is from RefSeq and is a predicted model, not a curated record. Gene Ontology annotation, cellular component: membrane. The coding region runs from base 1 to 1575 and encodes 524 amino acids. The transcript has 5 exons. NCBI's taxonomy places the organism in Eukaryota, Fungi, Ascomycota, Sordariomycetes, Glomerellales, Plectosphaerellaceae. Gene Ontology annotation, biological process: transmembrane transport; carbohydrate transport.